Molecule: messenger RNA, 1608 nt
Organism: Megalops cyprinoides (Indo-Pacific tarpon)
Lineage: Eukaryota; Metazoa; Chordata; Actinopteri; Elopiformes; Megalopidae
Product: tyrosine-protein kinase HCK-like
Exons: 13
Coding region: 110-1597 (495 amino acids)
Biological process (GO): protein phosphorylation; innate immune response; cell surface receptor protein tyrosine kinase signaling pathway
Cellular component (GO): extrinsic component of cytoplasmic side of plasma membrane
Molecular function (GO): non-membrane spanning protein tyrosine kinase activity; signaling receptor binding; ATP binding
Source: RefSeq, a predicted model, not a curated record
CAGAACAAAAAGGGGGCGGGGGGCAACGAAAAAAGGUAACGAGACCAUCCCUGGGAUAUUCCCUCGAAGAAAACGCCAGGAUUUUCACCUGAAUCAAAGGAGAAACAGGAUGGGCUGUGCUAAAUCUAAGUCAGACCGCAGCUCCACAAAGGAUGUGGAUGUGGACCCCAAGCCUGCGACGGUACACUACGCGCCAGACCCCACAUCCAACACAUCGACUAAACCCGGCCCGCCAGUCGGUUCUGAUGGUCCUGAUAAUAUCGCCAUAGCAUUGUUUGACUAUGAGGCCUUGCACGAUGGAGACCUGGGCUUCAAGAAGGGAGAACGGCUGAAGAUCUUAGAGGAGUCAGGGGAGUGGUGGAAGGCGAUGUCCAUAAGUACAGGAAAGGAGGGCUUCAUCCCCAGUAACUACGUAGCUAAAGAUAGCCUGGAGACUGAGGAGUGGUUCUUCAAAGGUGUGAGCCGGAAAGAUGCAGAAAGACAGCUGCUGGCCUCAGGGAAUCAAGUCGGGUCUUUCAUGAUUCGUGACAGCGAGACCACCAAAGGGAGCUACUCCAUUUCAGUGAGAGAUAGAGAUGGCCACUCUGCAGACACAGUCAAGCAUUACAAGAUCCGUACCCUGGACAACGGUGGCUUCUACAUUUCCCCCCGGAUCACCUUCAGCACCCUGCAGGAGCUGGUUGCCCACUAUAAGAAGCAGAGUGAUGGGCUGUGCCAGGUCCUGAAGGCGCCGUGUCUCAGUGCGAAGCCACAGAAGCCGUGGGAGAAGGAUGCCUGGGAGAUCCCCAGGGAGUCCCUGAAGCUGGACAAGAGGCUGGGGGCAGGACAGUUUGGGGAGGUCUGGAUGGCCACGUAUAACAAGCACACCAAGGUGGCGGUGAAGACCAUGAAGCCAGGCAGCAUGUCUGUGGAGGCCUUCCUGGCAGAGGCCAACCUGAUGAAGAGUCUCCAGCAUGACAAGCUGGUGCGGCUCAACGCUGUGGUGACCAAGGAGGAGCCCAUCUACAUCAUCACAGAGUUUAUGGAAAAAGGUAGUUUAUUGGACUUCCUGAAGACUGAUGAGGGAAACCGGCUCCAACUGCCAAAACUCAUCGACUUUUCAGCACAGAUUGCAGAGGGCAUGGCCUUUAUUGAACAGAAGAACUACAUCCACAGAGACCUGCGUGCUGCCAACAUCCUGGUCAACAAGGCCCUGGUCUGCAAGAUCGCUGACUUUGGCCUGGCCCGCGUCAUUGAAGAUAAUGAGUACACUGCCAGGGAAGGGGCCAAGUUCCCCAUUAAGUGGACCGCCCCUGAAGCCAUCAACUACGGCUCCUUCACCAUCAAGUCUGACGUCUGGUCCUUCGGCAUCCUGCUGAUGGAGAUCAUCACCUACGGGCGCACCCCCUACCCAGGAAUGACAAACCCUGAGGUGAUUCGCUCUCUGGAGAAGGGGUACCGCAUGCAACGCACAGAAAGCUGCCCGCAGGAGCUGUAUGACAUCAUGCUAGACUGCUGGAAGAACAGGCCCGAGGAGCGGCCCACCUUCGAAUACCUGCAGAGUGUGCUGGAGGACUUCUACACCGCUACAGAGAGCCAGUAUCAACAGCAGCCAUGACACACAAACAC